Messenger RNA from Hyla sarda, 7080 nucleotides. Its product is annotated as gastrula zinc finger protein XlCGF26.1-like. Bases 461 to 2230 code for a protein of 589 amino acids. Lineage: Eukaryota; Metazoa; Chordata; Amphibia; Anura; Hylidae. The transcript is spliced from 3 exons. The record is from RefSeq and is a predicted model, not a curated record. Gene Ontology annotation, cellular component: nucleus.
CACAGGUCCUGUUAGUACACUUUGUGUACCGCUCUGAGGAAGAAGCUUCUGAAUCAGAAAGAAGAUAUGAACCAUAUAAAAGCUUCAGAGACAGAUGUGAGCGGUGAAGAGUAGUAUAAGGAGGACAUUCCUACAGGGAAAGAUCUGAUCUAUAGUAAUGCUACAGACAUAAAGGAAGAAGAAAAAGAAACAGAUUUGAGGGAUGAUGAGCAGUAUAUGGAGGACAUUCCUACAGGGAAAGAUCUGAUCUAUAUUAAUGUACAGAUAUGAAGGAAGAAGAGACAGAUGUGAGCGGCGAUGAGCAGUGUAAGGAGGACAUUCCUACAGGGAAAGAUCUGAUCCAUAUUAAUGCUACAGACAUAAAGGAAGAAAAAAAAGAGGAAACAGAUGUGAGGGAGGAUGAGCAGUAUAAGAUGGACAUUCCUACAGGAAAAGAGCUGAUCUAUAUUAAUGUACAGACAUGAAGGAAGAAGAGACAGAUGUGAGCAGUGAUGAGCAGUGUAAGGAGAAAAUUCCUACAGGGAAAGAUCUUAUCUAUAUUAAUGCUACAGACAUUAAGGAGGAAGAAGAGUCAGAUGUGAGCGGUGAUGAGCAGUGUAAGGAGGACAUUCCUACAGGGAAAGAUCUAAUCUAUACUAAUACUACAGACAUAAAGGAAGAAGAAGAGACAGAUGUGAGCGGUGAUGAGCAGUAUAUGGAGGACAUUCCUACAGGGAAAGAACUGAUCUAUACUAAUACUGCAGACAUAAAGGAAGAAGAAGAAGAGACAGAUGUGAGCUGUGAUGAGCAGUAUCAGGAAGACAUUCCUACAGGGAAAGAUCUGAUCUAUAUUAAUGCUACAGACAUUAAGCAAGAAGAGACAAAUGUGAGGGGUAAUGAGCAGUGUAAGGAGGACAUUCCUACAGUCAAAGAUCUGAUCUAUACUAAUACUACAGACAUAAAGGAAGAAGAAGAGACAGAUGUGAGCGGUGAUGAGCAGUAUAUGGAGGACAUUCCUACAGAUGACUGUACCAGGAGAUCCGAGGAGAAUCUUAUAUCUUCAGAUUAUAAAGCAGAUGAUGAUAUCACACAAGAUACAUAUGAAGAACAUUCCAUUAUCCCAGAUACACCCUCAGCCCUUCACAGCCAAGAUCUCUCAUCUCAUCCUGUUAUACAAGUCCAACCUAAAGAUUCCUCUCAGUCUGUUAAGCAGAAUAAGGAGAAGCCAUUUUCAUGUUCAGAAUGCGGUAAAUGUUUUACUGUGAAAUCACAGCUUGGUAGACAUCAAAUAAUUCACACAGGAGAGAAGCCAUUUUCAUGUUCAGAAUGUGGGAAAUGUUUUACUGAAAAAUCAACACUUAUUAGACAUCUAAGAACUCACGCAGGAGAGAAGCCAUUUUCAUGUUCAGAAUGUGGAAAAUGUUUUUCUUAUAAAUCAUAUCUUAUUCAACAUCAAAAAAUGCACACAGGAGAGAAGCCAUUUUCAUGUUCAGAAUGUGGGAAAUAUUUUACUCUAAAAUCACAUCUUGUUAUACAUCAAAUAAUACACACAGGAGAGAAACCAUUUGCAUGUUCAGAAUGUGGAAAAAGUUUUAUUCAAAAGUCAAAUCUUAUUCAACAUCAAAAAAAUCACACAGGAGAGAAGCCAUUUUCAUGUUCAGAAUGUGCAAAAUGUUUUACUCUGAAAUCUCUUCUUGUCAAGCAUCAAAAAGUGCACACAGGAGAGAUGCUUUUAUGUUCCAAUUGUGGAAAACGUUUUACUGAAAAAUCACAUCUUGCGCUACAUCAAAGAAUUCACACAGGAGAGAAGCCAUUUUCAUGUUCACAAUGUGGAAAAUGUUUUACUCAUAAAUCAAGUCUUAUUCAACAUCAAAAAUUUCACACAGGAGAGAAGCCUUUUUCAUGUUCAGAAUGUGAGAAAUGUUUUACUCUAAAAUCACAUCUUGUUCAACAUCAAAAAAUUCACACAGGAGAGAAGCCAUUUUCAUGUUUGGAAUGUGGAAAAUGUUUUACUCAGAAAUCAAAUCUUAUGCAACAUCAAAAAGUUCACACAGGAGAGAAGCCAUUUUCAUGUUCGGAAUGUGGGAAAUGUUUUACUCAGAAAUCAAGUCUUAUUCAACAUCAAAUAAUUCACACAAGAAAGAAGCCAUUUUCAUGUUCAGAAUGUGGGAAAUGUUUUACUGAGAAAUCACUACUUAUCAGACAUACAAGAAUUCACACAGGAGAGAAGGCAAUUCCAAGCAAUAAAUGAUACAGAUAACACAUCUAUAUAGUUCAUUCAGUCUUUUAUUUGCACCAUUGAAAAAGGGGACAACGUGUCUGGUUUAAAGACUUUACCUGCACAAGUAUUGGGACAACUUGGAAUCCGCCACUGCCCCAGCAGAGCCAUUUACAAGCAGCUUAAACCUAUUGCCAGCAAGUGAUCAACAGCACCGGACCUCCACUGCUCUCUUACAUCCUUCCCCGUGCCGCCGGGGUAGAGAGACACAGGGCCGGAUGAUCUGCAGUGCCGCCACACUCUUUUGAUUGACUCCGCAAAACUUACCAACUGAUCCGGUAAGAGGCACAUUGUGCCGCCACAUCCUCCUCUUGUACAAUGUCCCCGCCGGGGUAUAGAGGUCUUUCAUCUACCCUGUGCAGGCAGUGGGCUCAUAACAGUGAGUCUCCAGCACUGCAAAAAAAACAAAAAAAACAUAACUUGGAUUUAUAAACCAAUACAGGAUUAACUCUAACAUCAUUGUCUACACCAUUUGAACUUGUGACAUUACUUACCUCUUUAUAACCCUGGUUAUAAAGCAAUUGUCAGACUGUACCUUUGUGCGCACAAGAGCGCAGUAUCUACUUGUCCCAUAUACGAAGUACAUUAUUUAGUUCACUAAGUGUAACCCCCUUGUGAUUUAGUGUAAUUUAUAUAUGAAAUCUCUGAGUAUUUAUCUAUUUAUGAACUAUAUUUCUAUACUGUGAGUUGUCUGAAGCAAGGGCCCUGCCGAAGACCACACUUCAGAGUUUUUAAAUAAAUGUCAUUUUAUCACCAAUAAAUGUGAUUUUAUGCUAGACACAAUCUCUUUCCUUCUUUUAUCUUCCGAUCUUCCUUUUGUCUCUCUUUUACCUUAGCCUAGUAGGACUGCUCCGUUGUCUGUAUAUUUUUUAUAGUCUAUUUCUGGCACACUGGGUAUGUGUAACGCAGUAUCCUCGGCUUAGGUUUUUUCUGUAUUUUCUGUUUUAUGUAUAGCUCCCACAGAUAUAUUUUUUCUUGCAUUUGACAUCUAUAUAUUAACCAUAUACAUAGGAUAUCUGACAUUUAUACAUAUAUCAUAUACUGCAUCUCCAAACUUGUUCCCAAUUGUUAAUAAAAGUUUUCUUUUAGAACGUAGUCACCGAUCCAGCGAUGUCAUCACUAUAGUUUACAUGGUACGAAAAGAGUGUGAUAUAUGGUUGUGAUAUUCACUGCUCCUCAUGGAGAAGACCCAACAGGCAUAAUCCAUGGGGAGCUGCUACUGGAGACCCAAUCAUCCAAGAUCUAGGACGCAAACCCAGCUUUCUGACACUGGGCUGUACAGUGCGACCCAAAAUCCGUUGGUAAUCCUCAGAUUUCAUGAUGCCUUGCACACAUUCAAGGCACCCAGUGCAAGAGGCAGCAAAACAACCCAAAACAUCAUUGAACCUCCAUCAUAUUUCACUGUAGGUACUGUGAUCUUUUCUUUGUAGGCCUCAUUCCUUUUUCGGUAAACAGUAGAACGAUGUGCUUUACCAAAAAGCUCUAUCUUGGUCUCAUCUGUCCACAAGAUGUUUUCCCAGAAGCAUUUUGGCUUACUCAAGUUCAUUUUGGCAAAAUGGCGUUUCAUUUUAUUUAAAUGUCGACAGAUAUUCCAAGGAGCAUCAGUAUCAGCGUGAACUAUCUUUGGAACUUGUUUGGGGCUGCUUAUCCACCAUCUGGACUAUCCUGCGACAUCUUUCAUCAUUUUUUCACUUCUGUCCAUGCCCAGGGAGAUUAGCUAUAGUGUCAUGGGUUGCAAACUUCUCGAUAAUGUUGCGCACUGUGGAAAAAGGCAAAUCUAGAUCUUUGGAGAUGGACUUGUAACCUUGAGAUUGUUGAUAUUUUUCCACAAUUUUGGUUCUCAAGUCCUCAGACAGUUCUCUUCUCCUCUUUCUGUUGUCCAUAUUUAGUGUGGCACACACAGACACACAGGCCCUCAUUUACUAUUGCAAACCUGACGUUUUGUCGGGUUGUGCGCCAGUUUCGGGCACAUUGCGCCAGAAUAUGCGCCUGAAAUUCUGUCUGCGCCUGAAUUGAACAUACCCCAACUAACUCUCCAUUUUGCUAAGAAAACCCAAAAAAGGGACGUGGCAGUGGGGGAAGGGGGCGUGGUCACAUAAAAGGGGCGUGUUCCCGGUAUUUUCACAAAAUCACAACAUAUUUACUAAAGUUUCCACAUAAAAUGUGGUGGAUUUCAGCUGAUGAAAACCCAACAGAUCAGAACAUGUGCAAAAAAAAAAGCAAAGUGUAGGCAAAGUGGAAACUGUAGGGAAACCUUAGUAAAUACCAUGGAAAAUAAAUUGUAGGGAAUUAAAACCCACAAAGAAACCUACACAACACUCUUAGUAAAUAAGGGCCAUGCACUUUAGCUGUUUGUGCAAGCUGGGAGUUGUAGUUACACAACAGCUAAAGGUACACUUUAAAGAAUAUCUGCUUCCAGAGCGUGUUCUGAUUAUCAACAUUAAACUUUGUUCGAUCAAACAGUCAUGCUGUACUAGAACACAUAUUGAUACAUCUUCUCAACAAACAUGCCUGAUAUUUGCCUAACAAUGACCGAUCAAUAAAAUGUCAGUGUCAGGCUGACCUACUGGGGGAAAAGAGGCACAAAAGUACGAUUACUUAGCUUUUACAGAGAAAAACUGAAAAAUAAGCUUGUAAAAUGCUUCAAUAAACAGAAGAGAUUUGGUUAUCUGAACCGUGUCAGCUGUCUCAUUUCUCCUCCACCGAUGCAUGCAUCAUCUAUAUAUUCAAUUUGGCCGGGAAUAGAUAAGCACUGUAUGUCUGAAGAAGUCAUUCUACUUCACAUGUAUAUACUAUAAUACUAUAAUACAUGUAUAUAUACUUGACUAGGGGAGAUUCUAGCUGCCUUUCCCUGACCAUAUGAACCACUCACCCAGUAAUGACCGACACAUCUGUAUGGUGCUAAGGCCACAGCAGCCCAACUUUAUUAAAUAACAAUUAAAACAUUGUGCAUAAAUAUAACUCUGUAUGAACGUCAUACAACAACAUAUAUAUAUAUAUAUAUAUAUCUUUAUUUAACCAUAACUGUUAAACCCAACGUCAACAGGAGAAGACCCAGAGGCACCGUCCACUUUCUUUUCACCAACAUGAAUUCCUGGGGCCUCCUACUCUUACUCCCGGCUGACCAACACCUGGCCUGGGAGCACCACCUGCAGAGCCCCGUAUCCUUCCCUGGGUCCCCCAUGGCCACAGGAAUUAUACCACCAUGGCGUAUGUCCUCCAUGCCCCACUUUACUCCCGAUCCAUAGUACACCUUCUCCUGCCCCAUCCACAAUGAAGACAAGUGACCCCUUACUCGGCCACGUUCCUCCACACCCUCAAAGCACACUCCACCACCUCCCGGAUAUCCAGCGGCCAUAGAUCCAUCCCGAAGGCGUUAAGGUGGACUAAGCCCGAAGCCAUGAAAUCCGGGUCCCAGAUUUCCAAAUGGCGCACCACCAGCCCACCGUUUCGGGCCAUGAACCGUCCCACCGCCUUGUUAACCUUCGCCCGAGCAUGAUUCAGGCCUGCCACCGACCUGGCCCCCCUCCAACGCCUCCUAGCCACCAUGUCCGACCAUAUGAUGAUCAGUCCAGGGAAAGAAGACCAGAGCCUCAACAUAUCCAGCUUGAUAUCCCUCAUUAGCUCCCUGGACCAACAAGAUACCAGUUCGUUCCCUCCCAGGUGCAAAACCACGACAUCUGGGGCCUUGUCCAUCCUGGAAUAAUAGUGAAUACAGGGCAGCAACUCGGAAAAAAGCAUACCCCCUUGACCCAGCCAGCGUACCUCCACCUCCGACCUGGGGAAACCCAAUUGCCGACUCUCCGGGCACACCGCAGCCCUCGCCUUCCCCUCUGACAACAUACGAAUGGCCAACAAUCUAGACAAGGCACCUCCUGGAUCCUAAAAGAGAGAAAAGAACAUGCCAGCACGGAACUUAACCAACAACACUCACAGCAGAUGCGGCCGAACAUAUAGUUUAAAGCGAUCAGACUCCCACCGCCCAAUCCUUUUGAUCACACCCGGCCCAACCCCCACCGAGAAGCCUCAGUCGCUGCGCCUAUGCGAAAAGAAUGGGAGCAAACAUUUGCAGAAAACCGCCAUGAGCUGAAAGCGGGAUAGGAAGCUACCAUCCACAUGCACCAACAGAGGGCCCAACAUGGCCCGGGCGAACCUCCAAAAACUGCCCAUAACAAGCCACCGGGCACAUACCCGAUCCUGAUAACGUUGACAGCCGGAUCACCACUCCCUUAUCCAACUGAUCAGUCUUAGAGUGACGCAAGAAACACUCCAAGACGCCCGCCACCUCCCGCACGUCUGAAAAAAGCAGGCAUAGGGUUCCCCGUAUUUUCCUUCUCAGCACAAUACCAACCAAACAGCAACAGCCUGACGUUACCAGGGUGGGCGAGGACCAUUAUUACUGGCCCUCCCUAGCCUAAAUAAUGCCAGCCUGUUACAUCCUAGGCCCAGGAGCGCCAUUUUUGAUGCUCCGGGCCUGUUGGUACCGGCUCUUCUCCGCACCCCUGUGUGUAAUAAUUGGGGGUUAGCGGUAGCUGUUUUUGGGGCUAGCGCUAAGCCCUGGCUUAGUAAUGGAUUCCGUCAAUAAGACCAGCUUCCACUACUAUACCUGAAAAUUCAAUAAAAAAAAACACAACACAUUGGAACAUUUUUUUUAUUUAAAAAAACACUCCCCCACAGCCCUCGUUAACCAUUUUAUUAAAAGAAAAAAAAAAUUAUCUGCUGUAAUCCAUCGAAUCCGCAGUAAUCCUCUGCAUACACGGAUCUGAAACGAGAAGAAAACAAACACAAAAAAUUGGUUAUGACAUUUUUGGCGCUGUCCACUG